Messenger RNA from Linum tenue, 1471 nucleotides. The record is from the annotation of a GenBank genome assembly. NCBI's taxonomy places the organism in Eukaryota, Viridiplantae, Streptophyta, Magnoliopsida, Malpighiales, Linaceae.
CGGAGAUUCCCGACGGGGCAGAGCGUUCAGUAAGGAGCGGCUGAUUUCUGUUCGGCGUCUCCUCCUCCGACCAUCAACGCACUAGCGUUAGGAAAGUAAAACAGCCGGAUUCUUGGGUCUCCCAGAGAUUGAUACGCAGCGGACAUGGCGAAGCGGAAGAGAGGGAAGGCUUUGGGGUCGGUGGAAAGCGAUUCGAAGAAGGGAAGAGGAGAAAGGGGCAAGAUAGAGUCGAAAGCUGACGAUGUAAUUGCUUCACAGCAAAGAGAGGAAGCCGUUGCCAAGUGCAGCAAGAGUAAUCCCCAUUUGAGGGAUGUCAAGUCACGGGCUGUAUUUGUUCUCGAGAAUGCUUCUCUGACCAAGGGCUUCGUCCACAAGAAAAAGAAGAUACUGCGGUGUAACGAGGAUGGGAACUCUCUGCUCAGGCAAGGGAAGAACCCCAAUGAUUAUCAGCCUGACAUUGUCUUUGAGGCUCUGCGGGCAAUUCUGGACAGUAAACUUAAUAAGGCUGGUAUGGUUGGAGCUAUUUAUGUCAAAACUGAUGCUGGACUACUCCUUGAAGUCAAACCUCAUGUAAGAAUACCAAGAACUUGCAAGAGAUUUUGCGGCGUAGUGGUGGAUGUACUGGAGAAGUCUUGUAUACGGUCCAAGGAUACUGGGGAUGUUCUCAUUCGUAUGGUUGAAGGACCUGUGACACGAUAUCUACCGGAAAAUGCCCGUAUAACUGGCCUCUCUUACAGCUCACAGAAGUCUGUUCAGAUAAAGGACUAUGUCUCUGGCAUUAGUGACGAUUUCAACCCUGUGUUUGUGGUGGGUGCAAUGGUGAAUGGUAAAGUCAGUGAGGAGUACACCAAUGACUACGUUUCAAUAUCAGACUACCCGUUGAGUGCCAAGUAUUGUCUAGGCAUGAUAUGCCAUGCACUGGAGCAGAAGUGGAGCAUCUUCUGAACCCUCUUUGAACUCAUGAUUACUGGUCUAUGCACUCGGAGGGUUCAUCGUUCUGAAGUGGGUAUGGGCUAGGUGGAAUGAAAGGAAGGAAAGAGCAAAUAAGGGCUCAUCAACGGAGGAGAAUCGAUCUCCAGAAUACCAUUCACCUGCUGAAGGCGAGGACUGAUGGAAGAGCUGAGGGAGGAGGUUUGGUGUAUAGCAUUAGCAUACAUAUAAGAAAAUCCCCUUCUCUUUUCUGUAGCUCUCCCGGUUGUAUUUAUGGGAACAGGAAAGUUCUUACUUCUAAAUGACAUCUCCCCCCUGCUUAGAUUAAGUUAUGAUCACAAAAGGCCACAUACUCUCUUUGGAAAAUGAAAAGACACAGGUUCAGGUUUUUCUGUACAACUUGGCUCGCUCUUGGUCCUUCCUAGUUAUAGCAUUAGCAAGCUAUCUGAACUCAGAAGUUUCCUAUGAGUGAGUGUACUUGAGCUAGAACCUGCAUUAGCUGACCUGAGCUGCUUCAAAAACUUCAAUAAGUUUCUCCGAG